AUGUUUCAGCGAUGGUCGUUUGCCCUGUGUCGACCUAUCGUUGCGGCAGCACAGGUAUCGCAACAGCAAGUGCCUCCAUCUGAGGAGCCACGGAACGAGUCAGGUGCCGCAAACCCUCCGCUGGUGAAGGAAGAGUUCCUUCGGCAGUUUCGCGAGCGUUUGGCGAAUGACAAGACGGGAAGAAAUUCAUUGGAGGGGUUUCUUGACCUUCCGGAGAAUCUUCCACCCACCGCCGCCUCAAUUGGACCACUGAAGCGAGGUAAGGAGCCUCUUCCUCCUUGGUUGAAACUCAAAGUUCCUAUGGGAGCAUCGAGGCAGCCGCGGUUUAACAAGAUACGGCGCAAUAUGCGUGAAAAACGUCUAGCUACUGUGUGUGAGGAGGCCAAGUGCCCAAACAUCGGUGAAUGUUGGGGAGGAGGUGAUGAGGAAGGGGACGGCACCGCCACUGCCACAAUCAUGGUGAUGGGGGCACAUUGUACAAGGGGCUGCCGCUUCUGUUCCGUAAUGACGAGUCGCACACCUCCACCACUAGACCCAGAGGAACCACGCAAAACUGCUGAUGCAGUCGCUGACAUGGGUGUGGAAUAUAUAGUUAUGACUAUGGUGGACCGUGAUGACUUGGCUGACGGUGGCGCUGCUCAUGUUGUGCGCUGCGUGACGGCCGUGAAGGAGAGGAAUCCCGGACUACUUCUUGAGGCACUUGUUGGGGACUUUCACGGAGACCUCAAGCUGGUUGAAAUGGUUGCUGGUUCACCUCUCAAUGUCUAUGCUCAUAACAUAGAGUGUGUCGAGCGAAUUACGCCAAACGUACGAGAUCGACGCGCUUCUUAUCGACAGUCCCUUAAGGUACUUGAGCACGUGAAUAAUUUCACUAAAGGAGCUAUGCUCACCAAGAGCAGUAUCAUGCUUGGGCUCGGGGAAAAGGAGGAGGAGGUGCGGCAAACCCUUCGUGACCUGCGGACGGCGGGCGUUUCUGCUGUGACCCUGGGCCAGUACCUCCAACCCUCACGGACGCGGCUAAAGGUCAGUCGCUACGCCCAUCCUAAGGAGUUUGAGAUGUGGGAAAAGGAAGCGUUGGAUAUGGGCUUUUUGUACUGUGCAUCGGGGCCCAUGGUACGGAGCUCCUACCGAGCUGGUGAAUAUUACAUUAAAAAUAUUUUGAAACAGCGGGAGACUGUCGAAGCUCCGUCAGUGUCAGAUGGAGGGAAUGAACCAAAGGAUUCCGAGUAG
Molecule: messenger RNA, 1230 nt
Organism: Trypanosoma brucei brucei TREU927
Lineage: Eukaryota; Euglenozoa; Kinetoplastea; Trypanosomatida; Trypanosomatidae
Product: lipoic acid synthetase
Exons: 1
Coding region: 1-1230 (409 amino acids)
Biological process (GO): lipoate biosynthetic process
Cellular component (GO): mitochondrion
Molecular function (GO): 4 iron, 4 sulfur cluster binding; lipoate synthase activity
Source: RefSeq, a predicted model, not a curated record